Molecule: messenger RNA, 4317 nt
Organism: Xyrauchen texanus (razorback sucker)
Lineage: Eukaryota; Metazoa; Chordata; Actinopteri; Cypriniformes; Catostomidae
Product: leucine-rich repeat-containing protein 4-like
Exons: 2
Coding region: 1351-3291 (646 amino acids)
Biological process (GO): postsynaptic density protein 95 clustering; synaptic membrane adhesion; excitatory synapse assembly
Cellular component (GO): plasma membrane; postsynaptic density membrane; glutamatergic synapse
Molecular function (GO): protein binding
Source: RefSeq, a predicted model, not a curated record
GAGCGAUAUAUAUAUAGAGAGAGAGAGAGAGAGAGAGGAGCGCGCAUAGGGGGUGAAGACCAACGCUCUUGCCACUGUCGCCGUAGACGCUCUUCACCGGCGUGCACACGUGUGUGUGUGUGCACGUGUUUGUGUCUCUCUCUCUCCCUCGCGUGUGCUUCUACUGCCCACCUCCCACUGCAGAGCCGCUGACAACCUGCAGCCUCACAGCCGGAGCAGGCGAACUGCCACAACUUACUACCUCAAGAGAUGGGAAAAUAAGGAAUACCACAGGAUCCACGAUGGGGGAGGGAGGACAAACUACGGAAUCCUCUGCAAGGUAUCUCUUGGAAAUUAGCCACGCAUAACACUGCAACAUCCAUCCUGUUUUUCUGACACUGAGAAGGAGAGCGAGAGAGAGAGGAAGCCAGAGAGAGGGAGAGAGAGAGAGUGUGAGAAAGAGAGAGAGUGCAAGGAGCGAACGUUCGGCGGAUAGGGAGAGAGUUUCACCACUGCUGCGCCGCUGUUGCUGCUGCUGCUCCUCCGUCCUCCUUCCCCUCCCUCCCCUUUCGGCUCCCGCAACACCACCCCCGAGCCCCCCUCCGGAGAAAUUGAUGGAUUAUUGCUAACUGUGCACACGGCAGUCCGCAGCUGCUACAGCGACAGACAAGAGAGCAGAGUGAGUUAAAAAAGCAAGACGGAAUGACCGCAGUGUGCGUCUGUUAGCCUUUUUGGAUUCAUCAAUGCAAGGCUAUUCAGCUGAACAAGUGUCACGGGGGGGUGGACUAUGGCAAACUGAAAAAAAGAGGCUCAGUCAUCAGUGAAAGAGAAGACAAAUUUGAGAGGACUUUGGGAUUUUUGUCCCUCUUUUAUAUUCUUUCUUUUUCUCUUUUCCUUGUGUUUAAUGUGCAUGCACUUCUGCAAUGGAGUUUUGUGAAAAUUGCUCUGUGGUAUUUAGCAUCGCCUACCAAGGACAAUCAGUGGGGGAGCUGAUAAGAGAUCUUUUCCAAGCGGACUGGAUCCAUGCACCUGCUUAGCUGACUGGGCCCUGGACCCCACGGAACGGUUUCACUGAAUUCUUUGGAAGUAAUAGGGGCCAUUUUGUCAAAUCAGUUUGUGAUCCACUUUUACUUUUCAGAGAGAAACAGCUGAAAAUGUUGCAGUGAUUUUGGUGGGAAACAUGAGCAAACAGCUUUGGGACUUUGCUUCACUGUAACGGAUUAUAUUAAGGACAACUCUGAGCUAAUGAGCACCAUCCUGCACUGUAAAUGGCAAACAGAUGCAGAGCCUUGCUCAAACCAGGGUAGGGCCACUGUUCUCCGUUCCCCAGCCGAAUCCCCAUGCGAUGUUGAAUUAUGAACGCGCCACAUCAUGAGUCUCUUGUGGCAGGUAACUGUGCACCGUGCCUGGAACGCAGUCCUGCUCUGUGCAGUCUACCUCAUGGUGCGAUCGUGGAGUGUUUGCGCCACCCCCUCCGGACCACUGACCUGCCCUGCUGUUUGCUCUUGCGGUAACCAGUUUGUUAAGGUGGUGUGCACCAGGCGUGGCCUGGUCCGAGUGCCCCCAGGCAUCCCUGCCACCACACGCCAUUUAAACCUGAUGGAGAACAGCAUAGAGACCAUUGAAGCUGGCACCUUUCAACAUCUUCGCCACCUGGAGGUGCUUCAGCUGGGUAGGAACUCUAUUCGGCAGAUCGAGGUGGGGGCCUUUAGCGGCCUCAACAGCCUCAACACACUGGAGCUGUUCGACAACCGGUUGACGGUGAUCCCGAGUGGCGCUUUUGAGUACUUGUCUAAACUAAGAGAAUUAUGGCUCAGGAACAACCCCAUUGAAAGCAUACCAUCCUACGCAUUUAACCGCGUUCCCUCUCUCAUGCGCCUGGACCUGGGAGAGCUAAAGAAGCUGGAGUAUAUUUCCGAGGGUGCAUUCGAGGGAUUGUACAACUUGAAAUACCUAAACCUUGGAAUGUGUAACCUACGGGAGAUGCCAGUCCUGACCCCUUUAGUGGGGCUGGAGGAGCUGGAGAUGUCAGAGAACUACUUCCCAGAAAUAAAACCAGGAUCAUUCAGGGGUAUGAAAUUCCUGAAAAAGCUGUGGAUUAUGAACUCCAGGAUCACCAGUAUAGAAAGAAACGCAUUUGAUGAUGUCACAGUCUUGGUUGAGCUUAACCUGGCCCAUAAUAACCUUAGCUCUUUACCCCAUGACCUUUUUGCGCCCUUGAGUUAUCUGGUGGAGCUCCAUUUGCACCACAACCCUUGGCAUUGUGACUGUGAUGUCGUGUGGCUGGCAUGGUGGCUGAGGGAGUACAUUCCCACCAACUCCACCUGUUGCGGCCGCUGCCACACCCCUGCUUACUUACGUGGACGCUACUUGGUGGAGGUAGACCAGAGCACUUUUCAAUGCUCAGCACCUUUCAUUCUGGAUGCCCCGAGGGAUCUUAACAUCUCUGCCGAACGUGUAGCUGAGCUAAAAUGUCGUACGGCGCCCAUGUCGUCAGUACGAUGGCUCCUGCCCAAUGGAACGGUUUUGACCCAUGGUUCUAAUCACCCACGGAUAUCAGUGCUCAAGGAUGGGACACUAAACUUCUCUAAUGUACUGCCAGUGGAUACAGGUGUGUACACCUGCAUGGUGACCAACAUGGCUGGCAACUCCAAUGCCUCGGCCUACCUGAAUGUGACGGCGGCUGAGCUCAACACUUCCAACAUGAGUUACUUUACUACGGUGACUGUGGAGGAGGUGGAGCCCACCUCACAGGAAGUGAUCAAGCCAAAGACGGUAACCGCCUCCCCCUCCGUCUUUCAACCUGUUUUUAUCUCCACGCCAACCGUUUUACUUCAAACCCCCCGACAGGUGUCCGUGCCAACCGUACGCGGAACAAUACGCCCACCUGCCAGUCUCGACGAAGUCAUGAAGACGACCAAGAUCAUCAUUGGCUGCUUUGUGGCAGUCACGCUACUCGCUGCCGUUAUGCUAAUAGCUUUCUACAAGCUGCGCAAACGGCACCAGCAAAGGAGCACGGUGGCAGCUGCUAGGACUAUAGAGGUCAUUCAGAUGGAGGAGAACGUCCCUACCAACCAUACAGGGACCAGUAUACCAGGUGAAAGUGGGAUGAUGUUGCCUAGCCUGAGAGAUCACAACAGCACCUUCAAACCCAGUUACAGCUCCUACAGAUCAGCACACUCCGCUCCAUGGGCGGAGAACAACAUUGGUAACUCCCUGCACCGUCCCCGCCCCACAACCAUCAGCACCAUCCCUGAACCCUACCUUCUUCAAACUCACACAAAGGAGAAGGUACAGGAAACACAGAUUUGACAUUCCGACAGCCUUUUUCUCCUCGGCCUUUUAUUCCGUUCCUCAUGAAAACAUGCAAUAGAAUGCACAACAGAAAAGACAGCAAUUACUUUUGUACCCAGUGCAAAAAUGAGACUGUUUUUCUUGUACAUGCUUCUACAUAAAUAUAUUAAUAAAAUAUAUAAAUUAAUACACUAUGGGAUGAUAAACGAAACAGAUUAUAUAAAAGGUGAAAAUGAAUUUAAACUAUUUUCUAACAUGUAACUCCUAUUUAAGAUGGGGAAAAGUGUUGAUGCCGAUGAUAUUGCAAAUGAAGACAAGGGACAACCUGUGAUUUUUAAACCAUGCUGUAUAGAAUGCAGUAAAGUCCCAUUUAUACAGAGAACUUUCUAAGUAACCAUCCACUGAUUGACCUUUAAAGGCUUAUCUUCUAAAAGCACCAAGAAUUUGUAUCGUGCCAAAUGUUCCACUUGCAUUAAAUGAGACUGGGCUGAGAGAUAGGGGACAAAACAGUGCAAAACACAGGAUGGAGACCAAGAGAGAAAGGAGCAGAUAGAUAUAGAGUCUGCUGUUCUGCAGCUCCCAGCCAAAUGCUUUUUGGGCUGCGCCAUAGUUUUGCAGCAAACGCUUAACUAUAUGUUUCUGGAACAGGCGUUCUGCUUGCUUUUUGAGUUUACUACUUUUGGUUUUGACGAAUGGGAUUCUCCAUCCACUCGUAUUCCAUCAGUUUCAUCAUUUGGGUAUCGAUUGCUUUCCCUAUUAUUGCUUUAAUUAUGAUUUGACAGGCUUUUAGGGCUAAUUUAGUAAAUGCAUUACAACCGUUGCCUCCGAUUAGUAGCGCAAGGGCUCAACUGGAGACGGUUGCAAUGAACGGAUGGUUUGCUGCAGACUCGCGUUAAAAUGGUUUCACAUCUUCUUUAUCGAUAAAAAGUUUCAAAUGAAUGUGUGAAUUAUAGGACUUUCCAUUAUGGAGAUUGUUCAAACAGCAAUUAUCGUUUGUCCUUGUUUUGAGCAACACUAUUUUUAUGAGGAGUCUACAGAGGUCAU